This is a messenger RNA of Falco peregrinus (peregrine falcon), 3651 nucleotides long. It is a transcript of the gene CABP1, whose product is annotated as calcium binding protein 1. The coding region runs from base 1828 to 3060 and encodes 410 amino acids. Lineage: Eukaryota; Metazoa; Chordata; Aves; Falconiformes; Falconidae. The transcript is spliced from 7 exons. Gene Ontology annotation, molecular function: calcium ion binding. The record is from RefSeq and is a predicted model, not a curated record.
AGCUUCCUGGCAGAAGGACUCCUAUAGCAGCCAUGGCUCCAGCAAUGCAGCUGCAGUAGGGAAAGCCAGGGCUCAUGUUCAUCUAGCCAUGAGUAGUGGUUCUGCACUGCUGAUAUCCAACAGAAACAGCCUGUUCUGACAAAACCCAGCAACAACAAAACCAAAGCACCCCAGCACCAAAAAGGUACCUUGCCUGUAAUUGGGAACCAAGAUAACCCUGCAGGUAUGAAUGGAAAAUUGUUGCUCAACAAGUGUCUCCACCACAAACCCCUUCAACAGCCCAUUUAGCCGCCAUGAAAGCUGCUGCCAAGCAUCCAGAGCAGGAGAGGGAUAGAGGGACCAGUCUUUUCUGUCAUCCUGAGGAUGGACAGAGGGCACCUUGUGCAGGAAUCAUGCACAAAUGCUGCACAUCUGGUGCUGAUAGCACAGCUGAGGGGACAGAGCACACUGACCAAGGGCCGCAGCAUAACUCUUUCUGUGGCAGCUUUGCCCCAGCCAGCACCUGUGACUGUAGUAGUGGAGGCACAGUAGCACAGGCUGCUAUGGGACCACAGGCUGUAGAGAAGUUGCACUUGGGUUGUUGCAGACAAGACUGUGUCAUCACAUAGUAACUGCUGUGCAUGUGCCAGCAAGAGCAGAGCUAGCAUGAGUAAGCUUAUUAUGCGAUAAUCACACCUUCAUCUUUCUGGGUACAUAAACUGCUGAGGUAUCCAAGUCUGGCAGUGAGGCACAAUCACUGUCUGAAGAUGAGCAAGAAGGAGCCAGGUCCUUGCCUCAUUGGGAACAUAUGCCUGAUUUGACACCAUUAUCUUUUACUGUUUUUAAACAGAACAUCAUUAUUGGAACCACCUGUUGCCACUUAAUUACCUGUGUUUGAUUACAAAGACGUUAAAGUAAUCACCUUUUUAGGUACAAACUUUCAUUUUUAUAUCCUUUGAUGAUGUGCCCUGACAAAGCCUCUACGUCCAUUUCAAAGGCUGGAUCAAAACUUCCCCUGUGGGCAUGUCAGGCAGCAGCUGAGCACCCAGUCUCCUCUCGUGAACUUUGGGAAAUCUGGAAUUUGGAUCAAGACUUUGAAUCCUCUCAGUUAUAACGAUAAGACCUGUAGGUGCUGAUCUAUAGAGCCAGUAUCCCCCCAACCCCGUUUGGGUAAGCUGAGCGCUCAGGCAACGAUCAGGGCGGGCCCCGGGCCCCGCAGCGUCCUGGCUCCCGGUGCUGGCGCGGUGGCACGUUCCGAGGGGCAUGCGUGGGCGCAGGCGGGUUCCCCCGCGGGGCAGGGGUGCACCCUGUCCCGGCUCUGCCCUCGGGGCCGCUAAGCCCCUUCCCUGGGAGAUGCGGGAGCCUCGGGGUUCAGGCCUGCCCCCCGGGACGCAGCCCCCGCCCUCCCCGUCGGCACCGCCGCCGGGGGCGAUGCUCUGGGCCGCCGCCGCGCCGGGGGGCUGCGGUCCUGCGGUCCCCCCCUUCCCGCUGUGCCCGGGGCCGCCGGGCCCUGCCCGCCCGCCGCGCUGCGGGAGCGCCGCCCGCAGCCGCCCGCACCCCCUCGGCGCCGCCGCUUCGCCUGCCGGCGCGCCCCGGCCUGAGCCGGCCCCCGGCGGGGGGAGGCCCCGGCUCACCUGGAGAAGAGGCGGGGGGAGCCCCAGCGGGGGGACGGUGCCCGCCAGCCCCCGCCGGAGCGCCCCUUCCGCGGCCUUUGUCUGCGUUGUCACAUGGGCUGCGGUGCGGGAUUUAAGCGGGUCUCCGCAGGACAUGCCGUGAGCGGCGCGCCGCAGCCCUGCCCGCAGCGGCAGCGCUCCGCCCGGCCGGGGAUGCGGCUCUAGCGGCCCCGCGAUGAGCGGCUCCUCCAUGGCGAAGAGCGAGUCCCGCACUUCGCUGCUGAAGGCGGCGGGGAGCGGGAGGGCGGCGGGCGCUCAGCCCCGCGGCAGCCGUGCCCGGGACGGCAGAGGACAAGGCGGGCAGGCGGGGAGGGAGCCGAGCGAGGAGCCGCUCCCCGGGGAGCCCAGUGCCCGCAGGCCCCUCUGCCACCCGGGCGCCCGGGAGGACGGAGCGAGGGGCGCGGGGAAGCUGUCACAUGGACGGGGGGAGAGCCAGCCGGAGCCGGCGGAAGGAGGUCCAAGGAGAGGCAGCGGCAAGGAACCGGUGCGGACAUCCAAACACUACCACCACCUCCCGCCGCACGCCAGCCACGGUCACCCCCAGGACCAGCACCAGCUCUCAGACAGGGAUGGGGAGGAGGCAGAGGAGGACUUUUUCUUCAGUCACAGGCAGAGGUCCAGCAGAGAGUCCCUAAAGCUCUCGGAAGGCACUUCACCUCUGUCCAAAUCCAGCAGCAAGUACUCCACCAAGUCCAGCGGCAGCGAUCGGUCGGUAGAAGCGGACCCCCUUUUCCACCAGCUGCACCCCAUGCUCAGCUCGGUCUUUGGCCAGAUCCGCCAUGAGGAGAAGACGUGCUAUAAGGCUGUCCAGACGAGUGAAGAGGGGCCGUCGUCUUGCGAGUACCAGGGUCCGCUCAUGAUGCUGGCCCAGAACUGCGCCGUCAUGCACAACCUGCUGGGGCCAGCAUGCAUCUUCCUGAGGAAGGGCUUCGCAGAAAACAGGCAGCCUGAUAGAGAACUGCGUCCGGAAGAAAUUGAAGAAUUAAGAGAAGCCUUUAAGGAGUUUGAUAAAGACAAGGAUGGGUUUAUUAACUGCAGGGACCUGGGGAACUGCAUGCGAACCAUGGGCUACAUGCCUACUGAGAUGGAGCUAAUAGAGCUCUCCCAGCAGAUCAACAUGAACUUGGGUGGCCAUGUGGAUUUUGAAGAUUUUGUUGAGCUGAUGGGACCAAAGCUGCUAGCAGAAACUGCAGACAUGAUUGGUGUAAAAGAGCUCCGUGAUGCCUUCAGAGAGUUUGAUACCAAUGGUGAUGGCGAGAUCAGCACCAGUGAGCUGCGAGAAGCCAUGAAGAAGCUUCUAGGGCAGCAGGUGGGCCAUCGGGAUAUUGAAGAGAUCAUCCGGGACGUGGAUCUGAAUGGAGAUGGGCGUGUUGAUUUUGAAGAGUUUGUUCGCAUGAUGUCCCGUUGAAGAUUAUUCUCAGCUAAAGAGGAACCAGCACCUUAGAGAGGGCAAAAGAGGACCUAGAUGGAGCAUCUAGCCCCGAUGUUCCCACAUGAAGGUUUAUCGGCUGGCUGCAAUUGGGACAUUGCAAGAUGACCUGCUGCUCCUCCCUCAUGGUGGUCCCCGUGCCCCUCCACCCUUUCACACUGUGAAAGACUUGCAACUUCCUACAACUGGAACCAUUCCUUGGAGAUGAUUGCAGGAAACUGCAGAGCCAGGACUUGCCAUGAUGCUUUCAUGGGAUAUUGCAACUUUAGACUCCUCCUCCCCAGCUUUAUUCUCCCACCAGCUGCUGCAAAGCAAGAGCAGUAGAAAUCCUCUUGGCUUGGUGGAUGAGAGCAAAGCCAAGGACUGGUGGCAGCCUCAGGGCGUGCUCUGCACUUCUUGGUUUCCCUUGGUGAACCGUGUCUGUGUUUGCUGUCUGUGUGUGUGUGUCUAUCUGUGUGGAGUUAUUUAUGCUUCCCCAGCACAUAUUCGCAUCUCCUGUGGUUAUGUUUACCAAGAGUAAAUUCAAAUACAUGUCUUGUGGGGGGAAAGCGAUAAAUAUGCACGCUGAAA